AUGGAGCUCACCAACAAGAAGCCCUCGUCUUUACCCACCAACUACGUCACCAUUCUCGAGCUCAAAGAGCGCUGGCUCAAAGAGAAGGAACGACAACGAGAUGAGGAGGAACGACAACGAAAGGAGAAGGAACAAGAAGAAGAGGAGCUCCGACAGCAAAAGCUCCAAGAAGAGCAGGCAAAGCAACAGAAGCAAAACGCCGUCGUUCUGAAAACCCGAACCGAUUCCAGACCUACGGAUCGCAGUAAUCAGACACAGUUUCGGCCGGUGAAUCGGAGGAGUUUUUCGAAGUGCAAGGGUGCUGAGCUGGAGGGGAAAAAGCAACCCGUCGUACAGAAAACCGAAGCCCAUUUCAAGCCCAGGAAUCGCAGUGAUCGGACACAUUUUGGGCCGGUUAAUUUGAGUGUUUCGGAGUGCGACGGUGCUGAGCUGGAUGGGAAAAAGCAACCCGUCGGUGCUGAGCUGGAGGGGAAAAAGCAACCCGUCGUACAGAAAACCGAAGCCGAUUUCGAGCCUAGGAAUCGCAAUGAUCGGAUACAGUUUGGGCCGGUUAAUCGGAGUGUUUCGGAGCGCGGGUCGGUUAAUCGGAGUGUUUCGGAGCGCGAGGGUGCUGAGCUGGAGGGGAAAAAGCAACCCGUCGUACAGAAAACCGAAGCCGAUUUCGAGCCUAGGAAUCGCAAUGAUCGGAUACAGUUUGGGCCGGUUAAUCGGAGUGUUUCGGAGCGCGAGGGUGCUGAGCUGGAGGGGAAGAAAAACGAGGAACCAGAGGAGAAGAAGUUAUGUAAGAAGAAGAACAAGUCGAAGAAGAAAAAGUCGCAGAAGAAAAAGAAGAAUGUUAGGGCAGAGGAGGAGGAAGUGACCGAGAAGGAAUGUAUAGUAGACGCGCCUCAAGCGAGUUGCGAGAAGGGAGACGAUCAGGCGACAGGGAAGGAAGAAAAGAGACCUGAAAUCGAAAUUAGGGCAAAGAGCGAGAAUGUGCUUCCGACUGCGGAGAUUGUGCCGAAAUUGAGGGAUUUAUCGUUGAAUGGUGAGACUGGAAAAGGGGAUGAUGAGUUGAAGAGACCAAGAAUAAUUGAUCGCCGUGGUAAUGGAGUUAGGGCUUAUCAUGAGAGGCCUGGUCGCUGUGAUAUGCAGAAACAGAGAGGUUAUGCUGGGAGGGUUUGGGUUAAGAAAGGAGAAGUUGCUGAUGACAAUGGUGGUGGAGUUCAACAAAGCUUGGAGCGCAAUGAUGUUAUUUCUGGUGAGAAUCUCUUUGUUUAA
Molecule: messenger RNA, 1260 nt
Organism: Prunus armeniaca (apricot)
Lineage: Eukaryota; Viridiplantae; Streptophyta; Magnoliopsida; Rosales; Rosaceae
Source: the annotation of a GenBank genome assembly